AUGAACAAAGUUGACCCAAUUAUCCUCCAGCUGAUGAUCAAAGGACAACAAAUUAACAUGGAGCUAGAUACUGGAUCAUCUGUAUCUAUCAUACCUGAGGCCUUUUAUAAACAAAAUCUCAGUGAUGUACCACUUCAGAAGACCAGAAUAAAACUCAGAACUUUUACUGGUGAGAAUAUUAGUCCUCUAGGCACAGUGCAUGUACCGGUGACAUUGAAUCAGCAACAGGGAAACAUGGACUUAAUAGUAGUCAGACAGAAUGGACCAGCACUCUUUGGUCGUGAUGGACUAUCACAGUUUAAAGUGAACUGGCAUGAAGUGAAAGUGUUGAAGCUACAACAGACCACACAGAAAACUGACACAAUGUUAAAGAAAAUUCUCGACAGACAUCAAGCUGUUUUUGGGUCAGAAAUUGGAAGACUGGAAGGAAUUAGAGGUACACUGUACCUGGAAGAUAAUGCUCAACCAAAAUUCUGUAAGGCUAGACCCGUGCCUUAUUCCCUGAAGCCAAAAGUCGAGGAAGAACUCAAGCGCCUGGAGAAGGAGGGCAUCAUCAAGUCAGUUACCCACAGUAAAUGGGCCUCACCUGUUGUCCCUGUAGUGAAGAAAAAUGGUCAAGUACGUCUAUGUGGAGACUACAAGGUAACCAUAAAUCCAGUAAUGAAGGUGGACCAGUAUCCUUUACCUCGAAUUCAGGAUAUAUUUGCUUCACUAGCAGGAGGAAGGAAGUUUUCUAAGAUAGACUUGACACAAGCCUACAACCAGAUGGAAGUGGAUGAGUCUUCCAGAGAGCUAAUGACAAUUAAUACACACAAGGGCUUAUACCAGUACACACGCCUACAGUUUGGUGUAGCUGCUGCCCCAGCUAUCUGGCAACGUGCAAUGGACCAAGUGUUACAGGGGAUACCAUUCACAUCAUGCGUAUUAGAUGACAUGAUCAUAAGUGGAAAAACAGAUGAAGAACACCUUGCAAAUCUUGAUGCAGUUUUAGAACAAUUAGAAAAGUUUGGUCUACGAGCUAACCUAGAAAAGUGUGACUUCUUUAAAGAACAAGUGUCAUACUGUGGUCAUAUGAUAUCAGAGGAGGGACUGAAGAAGUCACCAGACAAGGUCAAUGCUGUACUUAAUGCACCUAGACCAGAGAACUUACACCAACUCCGAUCAUUCCUGGGCUUAGUUAAUUACUAUCGUUCCUUCUUACCAAACCUGUCAGCAGUCCUGGGUCCACUGAAUGAGCUUCUACAGGGAGAUAAAACAUGGAAAUGGACAAAACAGUGUGAACAAGCCUUCACAGAAGUUAAGGAAAUAAUGACGUCAGAGCAAGUUCUUUGUCACUAUGACCCAAACCAACCGGUCAAGCUAGCUUGCGAUGCUUCUCCAUAUGGACUUGGUAGUGUACUUUCUCAUGUAAUGGACGAUGGUACCGAACGACCAAUAGCGUUUGCUUCCAGAUCACUUACCAAGGCUGAAAAAGCAUACUCUCAAAUUGACAAGGAAGCCUUAGCUUUGUAUUGGGGAGUUGUUAAAUUCCAUACUUACCUCUAUGGACGUCAUUUCACAUUAGUCACAGACCACAAGCCAUUGGUUAGCAUCCUGAACCCCAGUGCUGGAAUACCUGCCAUGACAGCUGCACGACUGCAGAGGUAUGCACUGUAUCUGGCUGGGCAUACUUACGACAUAGAAUACAGAAACACCAAAUCUCAUUGUAAUGCUGAUGGUCUUAGUAGACUACCGCUUUCAGUGACAACAUCAGAUUAUGAGGACACGGCAACAGUAUUUUACAAUACUCAAAUAGAUCAACUACCAGUUACUAGUGCACAAGUCAAACUUGGAACUCAACGAGAUAAUAUCUUAUCACACGUAUUGGACUGUGUUUCCAAGGGACACAAUGACUUACCUGCAGAUGACGAGAGAUUUCGUUUAUACAGUAACAGAUUUAAGGAGCUUACCUGUCACCAGAAUUGCUUGAUGUGGGGAAAUCGUGUUGUUGUGCCAGAGAAACUUAGAGACAGAGUUUUACAGGAUUUGCAUGAAGGUCACAUUGGGAUCGUCAAAAUGAAGUCUAUCGCAAGAUCGUUUGUAUGGUGGCCUAAAAUUGAUCAAGAUAUCGAAAACUUAUGUUCCACUUGCAGUGGUUGCCAGCAACAUAGCAACAUGCCAAAGGCUGCUCCGGUACAUCCCUGGGACUGGCCUAAGGAACCCUGGGACCGUCUACACAUAGACUUUGCUGGGCCUUUCAUGAACUCUAUGUUCCUACUCAUUGUGGAUGCGCAUUCCAAGUGGUUGGAAAUCUUCCCUAUGAAGACUACAACAGCAACAAAUACUAUUGAGAAGUUAAGAAUAUUAUUUUCGCAACUGGGACUUCCUAAAGUUAUAGUGUCGGAUAACGGACCCCAGUUUAUUUCCGAAGAAUUCCAGUUAUUCCUUGCACAAAAUGGCAUUAAACACAUUACCUCUGCCCCAUAUCAUCCACGAACAAAUGGGCAAGCAGAGCGACUUGUUCAAGUAUUCAAACAGUCAAUGAAGAGUACAAAGGGAGACAAUGCAUCCAUGCAGCAAAAGCUGAGCACAUUUUUAUUCAAAUACCGUACUACACCACACUCUUUAACAAAUGAAACACCAGCUAAAUUACUAAUGGCACGAAAUUUGCGAACUAGGCUAGACAUGAUUAAACCAAACCUGAACGAUACGGUAUUGUCAGGACAGGACCAGAUGAAGUUUUCUAUACGCUCUAAUGUUAGAGAAUUCAAAGAAGGACAAAAGGUUAUGGCCAGAGAUUACAGGAACACAGAACGCAGUUGGAUUCCUGCUGAGAUACAUUCUCGUUCUGGACCGCUGUCUUACACAGUUGACACAGGACUUGGCACUCUAUGGCGACGUCAUGCUGAUCAGCUUCGUUGUGGAACUAGCGACAUCAAUUCUGAACCAAAUAUUGAAAUUCCUCAUGUCAGGCCAAUUGUUCCAACAACAAUUCGUACUCCUAAAGGAAAAGAUGCAAUCUCACCAAAUGUCUCGAAAACUCCUGUGGUGUCAAAAGAACCUUCAGCCUCCGUGUCUGUGCCAACUCCAAACGUUCGACGCUAUCCGCAAAGAGAGAGACGGGCUCCGAAGAAACUGAAUUUGUGA
Molecule: messenger RNA, 3126 nt
Organism: Saccostrea echinata
Lineage: Eukaryota; Metazoa; Mollusca; Bivalvia; Ostreida; Ostreidae
Exons: 1
Coding region: 1-3126 (1041 amino acids)
Biological process (GO): DNA integration; proteolysis
Molecular function (GO): nucleic acid binding; aspartic-type endopeptidase activity
Source: RefSeq, a predicted model, not a curated record